This is a messenger RNA of Chlamydomonas reinhardtii, 2664 nucleotides long. RefSeq lists its product as uncharacterized. Gene Ontology annotation, molecular function: asparagine synthase (glutamine-hydrolyzing) activity. Gene Ontology annotation, cellular component: cytosol. Bases 198 to 1643 code for a protein of 481 amino acids. The record is from RefSeq and is a predicted model, not a curated record. Lineage: Eukaryota; Viridiplantae; Chlorophyta; Chlorophyceae; Chlamydomonadales; Chlamydomonadaceae. The transcript has 7 exons.
CAGACACAACAAGUGCAACUCGCAACGAUACAUCUACAAGUAUACCUGGUAUCCUCCAUCCUAUUGGCCGACUGACCGCGUCGCUGUCAGGAGCGUCGUCUGUCUCGCUCUUUAACGGCGGCGCGCCGGCUCUAUUGCUCACACACACAGGCGUUUACACACACCACUGCAGCGCCAGGCUUUGACCCACGAGCACGAUGGCGGCGCUGUUUAUUUGCGUCGUACAACAAAAGGUUAUUGAGUUCAACAUCGCGGAUCAGCAGCUACAUCGCGCGCAGAAGGAUGAGGACCUACGUGCGGAGCUUAGUGCGCUACAGCCGCCUGCUGACGUCACCGGCAGUAGCAGCAAAAGUGCCGCCGACCCGCUUGUACAACCGGGGGGCGGCUGCCUGCUGCUGAGCCCGGCGCCCACCACAAGCGUGGCCAACGUGGGCUCAGCCGUCUGCGUGUUUGAGGGCAUCCUGAGCAACGCGGCCGCUCUGGCUGAGGCCUACGCGCCAGUGCCCGAGGACGAGCCCAGCCCCGCCGUCAUCAGUCUGUCCAACGCGCAGUUGAUCUGCCACAUGUACGCCCAGGCGGGUGUGGACCUGCUGGGACUGCUGCGCGGCUCGUUCACGUUCGUGCUGUACGAGAGCAAGACGAGCCGCGUCCUGGCUGCUCGCGACGGCUCGGGGCGCUGCCCUCUGUUCCAGGGCCGCACCGGGCGCGACAGUCUGGCGCUGUCCUGCAGCCGGCAGCUGCUGGAGGGGCUGGCGGGCUGCCACGACGUGGUGGAAUUCAUGCCAGGUGACUACAAGUACGGCUGGAGCGCCACGCCGCGCCGUUACCAGCCCGCGGACAGCGCCAAGCUGUCGCGCCGCUCGCUGGACGGACACCACGGCGGCGCCGGCGUCGGCAGCGCGUCUGGCAGCCGCCGCAGCAGUGUCGACCUGCAGCACGGCGGAGCGGGCGGCAGCAGCAGCCGCCCCGGCUCCCGCCGCACCAGCCUUGACUUCCAUGACCCGCACGCGCCCGCCGCGGCUGCGUCGAUGUCGCCGCUGCACCCGCACCCGCACCGCACGUAUGUGGUGACGGCAGAGGACCCGCGCAUCCACAAGGCCCAAGCGGGCGCCGCCGCCGCAGCGGUGGGGCAGCAGUCGCCGCCGCACUACCACGGGAGCCAGCAGCAGCAGCACCGCCCCGGCAGCGGCCGCCGCACCAGCAUGGACCGGCGCCGCAGCGUGGACCAGCAGGGCCCUUGGCGACUCGGCUCGGAGCAGCUGCAGCAGCACCAGCAGCACCAGCAGCAGCAGCAGCAGGCGGCGCAGGGACAGUUGAAGGAGGCGAACCACAAGCCGCAACAGACGCAGGGACAGGGGCAGCAGGGCGCCGGCGGGCGACGCCGCAGCAUGAGCAGCCGCGACGGGCGUGCCAGUCUGGACGGCCGCAGCAACGCCUCCUCCACGGACAGCCGCUCCACGGCCCCCAAGGCGGCGCAGCCGCAGAAGGCUAAGGAGGCUGCCAAGGCGAGUGCGCAUGAUGACCACAAGGACAGCGCCGCAUGCAGCCUGCGGGUGGACGCGCCAGAGUGGAAGCCGACAUGGGUGGCUGCGGCGGGCGCGCACAAGCAGCCGGCACCGGUGGAGGCUGUGACCGCGCCUUAAUGCCCGGCGGUGGCGGCGGUCGCGGAGGAGAUAGCGGCAACUGUUGGCACUGGUUCCAGGUGGGGGUGUUGGUCACGGGUGUCGGUGAUAGGUGAAGCAUUUCAGGUUGCAGGACGGCUACGGCGGCACACAUGCAAGAUGCACGGAAUGCGGAUACUGGGGAUGUCACUGUAUAUGAUACGAGAGGGCCCCUUGGUUGGACAGCCGCCGCACGGAUGCGCACACAGCCAUCCAUGCAGGCUGCGUUGAGAAGGGCUGGCGCUGCGCUUGCAAUUUUUACGUGCAGCGUGCGUCGGCAAAACAUAGCAUACUGGCGCAAACCGCGAGUGCUACGUAUUACUAUUUGCUAUUGUCUAUUGCACGUCCGGAUUUGCGGGGAUGCCAAAGGCCCCCAACAUAGAUGCGUGUGCUUAGUAGGCGCCCGCGUCAAGGUGGCUGGGUUGAUAACGACCCGGGAUCAGCCCUUUUCCUGCCUCCCUAAGGCAGCCACCUCCUUGUUACGUGCAGCCCAUUUAAGAGCCGAGGAUGUUUAUUGGGGGGGGGGUUGCAAAGAUGGUUGGAAGUUGAGAAGCGGUACGGUUGUGGUGGUGGUGGUGUAAAACAGUCUCUGUGCACGGCCUGGAUACUCCCUUUUCGGCCGCUUGAGUUUUGGAAGCGAGUCAAAUUUCAGGGGUGAGCGCCGCGUUGUAGCCUGUAGACGGUGAACGUGGUGUGGGCAUAUCCCAAUUUUCCCGUUCGGCCGCUGCGGGGAUUCACUUGUAAAGUGUAUCGGUUGUCGGCCAGCAGGCGGCGAGUGAGGUCAUUUCUGACCGGGGGCACCCUUGGUUGUGACGAGAUGAGAUUCGGAUGUCGAUGUUGUUGCACGGGCGCGGAAUGCAUGCGAGGCUCAGCUGGUGCCGCGGUGCGCUGAACGUAUCUUGCUAGACCUGACAGGCGGUGCCCGUGUAUUGUGUUCGUAAGCGUUGAAACCGUGUUUCGUAUCCAGUGCCUUGUGAAAGGUCGAGUGUAACAUCAGGUCGUU